AUGCCAUCACUCUUGGACAUGCCCAUUGAGGUGCGCUUCCUCAUCUACGAGCAUCUCUUCGCCGGCCAAAGAAUUACAUACAUUCCCACACAACCCUAUAAUCUGCGCAGCGCGAAAGCCGGGCAUCAAGAUCGCUGGUGGUACACAAAUCGUGGAGUGGCGGAGAACAAGCGAUUGUGGUUCAGAGGCGUAGAGAUCUUGUUGGUGUCAAAGCUAUGCCGCACAGAGGCCUUCCAGAUGCUGCAUCUCCACGCCAAUAUCAGUCUGACAUAUCUUGAAGAUCGUUCAUGGCGCUUGGCACCCAGCCCAAGCCUUACCAACAUCCUCAAUCACAUCAGAUACGUCUCGACAAGUGCGGAUUACACCAAGGGACGUGGCUUCCAUUCGUUCUUCAAACUCCUGAGAAAUCUCGAGAUUGUCAGCAUCUUCGACUUCGAAUUUGACCAUGCAGAAGGUCUGACCCGUGCCACGCGCCAAGGCCCGGCUCUGGCGCCAGACGGAAGCUUGACUCAAAUGAUGUGCGAUGCCACGAUUGCAUCUAUUUCCGAAUGCUUCCAAGAUUCUUACUCAGCCUUCCCUAGACUGAUUUCACACUGGGACGCUCGAGGUCGCACAUUCGCUGUCAGCGUCACUGGAGAAGGUUGUCGAUAUUGUUUCAGAGAUCUCAAAAGCUUCUACUUCCAUAUGGCUCUGUUGGUCGGAGCAGCUCCUGGGGCGCAGGCCUCCACGAAACUCUCAAGCACGCCAGUCAUGGUGAAAAUUGGCUGGAAUCACGAGGGCUCGCACCGAUGGAAGACCGUGAACACCGAGCUCGGCAAGAUGCUCGGCAGACGACUGGGAGGAUGA
Molecule: messenger RNA, 846 nt
Organism: Cyphellophora attinorum
Lineage: Eukaryota; Fungi; Ascomycota; Eurotiomycetes; Chaetothyriales; Cyphellophoraceae
Exons: 1
Coding region: 1-846 (281 amino acids)
Source: RefSeq, a predicted model, not a curated record